Molecule: messenger RNA, 1710 nt
Organism: Strongylocentrotus purpuratus (purple sea urchin)
Lineage: Eukaryota; Metazoa; Echinodermata; Echinoidea; Camarodonta; Strongylocentrotidae
Product: protein slit-like
Exons: 2
Coding region: 1-1710 (569 amino acids)
Biological process (GO): signal transduction
Molecular function (GO): protein binding
Source: RefSeq, a predicted model, not a curated record
AUGGAAACUGGAGCUCUGUCUCCCCCAGUGGAUGCGAGCUUACGACUACCAACCUCGGUACUAGAGCUAUUUGUACUCGUCUGGGUCGUCGACCUGGCUCGUAACAAUAUCAAGAAUAUUGAGAGAAGCACCACCAUAACAUUUCCUUCCCUAGAAUAUCUGGAUCUUUCUUUCAACAGAAUCAAAGAUAUCAAGAAGUAUCUUCUAUGGGGUUUCCCUAAUCUCAGAAUACUGAACAUGUCUCACAAUGAAAUACAAAGUUGCUAUUCUCCAAAAGCCUUCUUGAAUCUGAAAAACCUCAAAGAGCUAUACCUAACUAAUGAACGUUUUCAGAUCAUCAAUGGAGCUUUCCGCUACAUGGAUGCUCUUUGCACAUUAGAUUUAUCAGGCGCAGGGAUGGAAAUUCAUUCGAUACUCCAAUUUACAAAUACUACGUCUCUCGUGAAACUGGCUAUGCGUGAAAACCGUUUGAGGAGCAAAUAUUUAUUUGAUAGAUUGACCUCUAAAUCACUUUUUUUUGGACUUAGAUCAUUGGUCAGGCUGGACUUAAGAGGGAAUAACCUAGAUAUUUUAGCACCAGGAACUUUCGACCCCCUGAAGCGUCUCGAAAUACUACUCCUCUCUCAGUCAUCUAUUAAAGUCCUAAUUCCCAGUGUUUUUGACAGUCUGACUUCUCUCACAAGAUUGGAUCUUAGUGACAAUGAGAUCUCGGCAAUUCCUGGAGAUUUACUUCAAAGUCAGCCCAGGCUUGGAGUCUUCUACAUAACCAAUAACAAACUUGAUUCGAUUCCCAAGACUCUAUUCAAUAAAACCCCAUCUCUUAACCAACUGUACAUGCAACGUAACAGAAUCACCACAAUAGAACCUGGAACAGUGUUUCCUACAAACAAGACGAUGAGUAUACACGCAUCCGGAAACCCUUUCUCCUGUACAUGCGACUUGAGUUGGUUUGUGGAGUGGCUACGUUCAGGCAAUGUCGAACUCAUCCAUCCUGAUGACACACUUUGCUCACUCUCUUCCAUCGAAGACAUGGUGCAAUCGCCAAUCCUUUCAUUCCAUCCUGAUCAAUACUGUGGCAUUAAUAUCCUCAUCAUCACAGGUGUGUCCUUCUCCGUUGUUCUGGUAGCCAUCCUGAGCUUGGUGGCAUAUCGAAAACGUUGGUGGCUCAACUACAAGCUCUUCCUCCUAAAACUAGCCAUAUUUGGCUACGAGGAAAUCAACCAAGACUUUGAUGCCGAGAACUACGAGUACCAGCUCAACCUGAUGUACGAUGAGGAUGACCAGGAAUGGGUGGACCAGAUCAUGAAGCCAGUCCUGCAGGAGAGGUUUCCACAUCUCCAGAAAGUGGCUUUUGGCGAUGACAACCUCAACAUCGAGAUGUUCUACAUCCCAGCUCUCCACUACGUCGUUGAGAACAGCUUCAAGACUGUCCUCUUAAUAAGCAACAACUCUGUGGAUGAGGCCUGGUUUAUGACCAAGCUACGCAUAGCCCUAGAGCACAUCAAUGACACCAGACUGGACAAGGUCAUACUGGUUUUCCUUGAGGACAUCCAGGAUGAUGAUCUCCCGUACCUGGUCCGGUUGUUCAUGAGUAAGAACAAACCCUACAUGCUGUGGACAGAGGAUGAAGAUGGCCAGGAACUCUUCUGGGCCCAGUUUGAAAAGAGCAUGAGAGCCAACAGGGUGAUCAAUAGUGUUAUUCCUGUUUAA